CAUACAGCACCCCUCUACUAUCAAAUUAUUUGAGCAACCGGUGCUUAGCAUAUUUGUCAGACCACCAUUACCACCGAGCUAGCUCUGAAAAUGGUGACCGUUGAGGAAGUCCGCAAGGCUCAGCGAGCGGAGGGCCCCGCCACCGUCUUGGCCAUCGGGACGGCCACCCCACCUAACUGCGUCGACCAAAGCACGUACCCUGAUUACUACUUCCGGAUCACCAACAGCGAGCACAAGACAGAGCUUAAAGAGAAAUUUAAGCGCAUGUGUGAGAAAUCAAUGAUCAAGAAGAGGUACAUGUACUUGACAGAAGAGAUUCUUAAGGAAAACCCAAAUAUAUGCGAGUAUAUGGCAACCUCACUGGAUGCUAGACAAGACAUGGUGGUAGUUGAGGUUCCAAAACUAGGCAAAGAAGCAGCCACCAGGGCCAUCAAGGAAUGGGGCCAGCCCAAGUCCAAAAUCACCCAUUUGGUCUUUUGCACCACUAGUGGUGUGGACAUGCCUGGGGCCGACUACCAGCUCACUAAGCUUUUGGGCCUACGUCCUUCUGUCAAGCGUCUCAUGAUGUACCAACAAGGCUGUUUCGCCGGUGGUACGGUGCUCCGACUUGCUAAGGACCUUGCUGAGAAUAAUAAGGGUGCUCGUGUGCUAGUUGUGUGUUCCGAGAUCACCGCGGUUACUUUCCGUGGGCCUAGUGAUACCCAUCUUGAUAGUCUUGUGGGCCAAGCUUUGUUUGGUGAUGGUUCUGCUGCUAUUAUUGUCGGUUCCGACCCGGUGCCUGAGGUCGAGAAGCCACUGUUCGAAUUGGUCUCAGCAGCCCAAACAAUUCUUCCCGACAGUGAUGGUGCUAUCGAUGGGCAUCUUCGUGAAGUUGGGCUUACAUUUCAUCUCCUCAAGGAUGUUCCUGGGCUUAUUUCUAAGAAUAUAGAGAAAAGCUUGGUUGAAGCUUUCAAGCCAUUGGGUAUCUCAGAUUAUAACUCUCUUUUUUGGAUUGCCCAUCCAGGUGGUCCUGCAAUUCUGGACCAAGUUGAGAUCAAGUUGGGUCUAAAGCCUGAAAAACUACGAGCUACAAGACAUGUGCUUAGCGAGUUUGGUAACAUGUCCAGUGCCUGUGUGUUGUUCAUUUUGGAUGAGAUGAGGAAGAAGUCCAGGGAGGAUGGUUUGAAGACCACUGGAGAAGGGCUUGAAUGGGGAGUGCUGUUUGGAUUUGGGCCUGGGCUAACCGUUGAAACCGUGGUUCUCCACAGUGUGGAAGCUUAAAGGGAUUGUUUGUUCAAUUAUUUGGUUGUAUUACGUAUUUGUCUGCACUUUACCUUGGUGCAGUGGUUGGUGUUUUCUUUAAUUUCAUGUAUUUACUACAUUUUAUAAGAGGCAAAAGGAACUAUGUAGCAACUCUAUAAAAUGAUGAUGAAUAAUAUGUUCCAUUUUAUGUGAAAGAAA
Molecule: messenger RNA, 1440 nt
Organism: Ziziphus jujuba (common jujube)
Lineage: Eukaryota; Viridiplantae; Streptophyta; Magnoliopsida; Rosales; Rhamnaceae
Product: chalcone synthase 1
Exons: 2
Coding region: 91-1260 (389 amino acids)
Biological process (GO): polyketide biosynthetic process
Molecular function (GO): acyltransferase activity, transferring groups other than amino-acyl groups
Source: RefSeq, a predicted model, not a curated record